AUGAAGAUCAAAAAAGCGUCUUCAAAGAAACUUACUCCUUUGCCACGUCAGCUGAGUGACUUAAUCAAGCAAUUGGAAACUGGACCUGAGGAAAAGAUCCCAAGUCUUGUUCAACAAUUGAUCCACUGGCCCUAUUCAAGAGGUGACCUUUUCUAUUGGGUGGCUGUCUUGGAUAGAUUCGAUGAUAUUUUAGCAAGAAUCUGUAAAGUAGAAUACAAUUUGACAGAAUUUCAAACGAGACCGUUCGAUGAUCAAACGAAGCAACUCAUUAUGUCUAUUCUCGAUCUCUCGCGUACUCUAUUCGAAAAUUGUACCAACAGAAAUAUAUACAACUCAUACGAGUAUUUAUGUUACCUAUUCAACACAUUUGAUUUGGAUAUUUUACAAAAUGUACUCCAUUUCAUGCUUCGGCCAGCACAAAGAGUUCACAACCCGAGAGCUAUUCGAUCUUCAUUUUCUAUACCGGAACAAAAAGUGUUUGAAAUGGCCCGAGGUUGGAAUCAUGUACAGCAAGCAGCAAACCUAUUACGUAUUCAAUCUACAGACUUAGAGGUUACACCCACUAUGUCGACAAUCAAUCUGCAAUUUUACCGCUCUUCAACAGCCACAAUAACGUCAUCUACAGCAGCAAUAUCUGCAUCUAAUAGCAAUAUCAAUGAGAGCACUAAAGAUGACAGCAAUGACAGCAAUGACAGCACAAAUACCCAAAAUGAAGGGCUUCAAGUGAUACAUUUAAACUUGUCAAAUGAUGAUUUGCAAAAAUCUGAUUUUGAGUUAUUUACAGAGUUGAGAAAGAAAUAUGAGAUACCAAAAGACAAUGAAUUUGAAUUGUUGAAUAGAAUUCGAAUUGCAAAAUACGUACAUCAACCGGAUAAGCGAAGACAGUUAUUAGGAAUUCGUUUAUUGUCUUUCGCUAAUAUGUGUUAUAUUACUACAGAAACGACCAUUCAAAACAAAGUCCUAAUAUAUGAACCUUAUCUAAUUCAACAGAUAGGCGAGCUUAUUGUCCCUGAAAAAAAUGUAGAUGUCGCCAUCCAAACUUUUGCUUUAUAUGCUCUGGAAGGAAUUGUACGCCAUAGAGGUAAAUUGGCUGACGUUCUUACAGCUGUGAACGCAUCUGCCAAUCACGGCACAUUGAUGCAAAUCCUUCGCAAGAUCAGCAAUCAGAGUCGAGAGCAAUUAAAACAGCAGGAAUCAACAUCUUUAUUAUAUCAACAGUACUUUUUGGAUUCAUUAUUUUCAUUCCUCUCUUAUUUAUUACAAACUCAACCUGGUGGACAAAUGUUGAUGUCUGCGGGCAUUAUUCCCAUUACUGUGCAGAUUGUUGCUAACUCUCAGUACAUGCAGAUCAAGAAUAUUGCGAAGGUAGUUGGGUUGAUUGAUACGCUUGUUAAUGGAUUUACAUCUUCAUUUUCGGCUUUUUGUAACGUAAACGGUUUGGAUAUUCUAUUGACACGCAUCAAGGUGGAAACCGAAACAGUCAAAGACAGCGUAAAAAUGGAAGAAAUCAACGAUGGUAUUGUUCCUCAUGAUAGAAUAUCAGCUAUUAAAGCAAUGCUUAAAUUCUUGUUACGAAUGAUGGAAGCUUCAGGCACCGCUGAUGGUUUACGUAAUUUGAUUGAUUCUACUUUACCGCACUCUUUGAGAAUCAUCAUGGAAAACCCCAAAAUUUUUGGCAACAGUAUUUUCGCUCUUGCUACCAACGUCACCACUACAUUUAUUCAUAAUGAGCCCACUUCUUUACCUAUUCUACAAGAAGCCAAAUUACCUCAAAGCUUUUUGCAAACAAUAUCCACGUACGAACAACCCAAUAAUGAAGUGAUGAUGGCUGCUGUCAACGCUUUUGGAGCCAUGUGUCUCAAUGCCCAGGGUUUAGAUAUGUUCAAUACGAUUCAGCCUCUUACUCAUUUCUUUGAUUUAAUGACAGCACCUGACUUCAUCAGAAACCCUAUUGAUCUGGACAGUUCAACUGCAUUAGGAUCAACCCUCGAUGAAUUGAUUCGGCAUCACCCUUCAUUGAAGCCGAACAUUUUCAAGUGUGUAACAGCAAUGAUAAAAAAAGUAAUUGAUAUGGGGAAUGAUAUGCAAGGCAUUGGAAAACCGAAAGACGAUAAGCAUCUAAUUCAAGUGCGCACUUUAUCAAACAGCACAGAAACCACUAUGCAGGACACAAAUGAGGAGAAUGUCAAAGAUGAAAAGGUGGAUUGUUUAUUAGUUACUUUCAUUGAUCUGGUAUCAAGGUUCUUGGAAGGUUUAUUUCAAAAUCAAAGUAAUAUCAAGGAUUUUGUUGAAGAAGGCUGUCCUGAACUCUUACUUAGUUAUUACACAUUGCCUCUGUUGCCCGCUAAUUUCACCAUGGAUGUUGCCCAUGAUUCGUUGUCCUACCUUUUCCGUAUGAUCAGUGAAGUCAGUCCAUUACCCACUGUCAUGGCUAUUGCUGCCAAGAUGAAGGACUCCAUUCGAUUUUUGACAGACAAAGGUGACAAUUACCCUUCAGAAAGUAUUUUAAAGGAAUUUGUGGACGUCCAAGAGGGAGAAACUGACAAAUAUGAGCGUGGCAAUGACUUCCUUCGUCAUCUGAUUGUGUUACACGGCUAUACAGCCCUUUUCUCUAAUAUCUGUUGUUCAUCCCCUGUAACCCACGGUAAAAAUGGUGCAUCUCUUCUAAUUGAGUUCCUGGCAGAAGACAAGGAUGACAAUAUUAUUCUAUUGCUAGCCCAAUUGUGUCGUGCUGUCAGCUGGGAAAGUAUUUUGUUAAAGCAUUCUGUACCGUUUUCUUGGUAUCGUGCGAAAGCGUCUUCAUACGUCUACUCGGGAUUAAAGAAAGGGCCUGGUGUGUUUGACCGUCCCUUAGGCAUUUCCAGCAGCAAUAACGACAACGAAGAUGCCACGGUUUCACUUAGAGAUAAUGCUGAGAACGAUGUUCAAAAUGAAUCUGCUGAACCAUCGUCGACUAAUGAAAGCGGUGAGAAUGAGAAUGAUAUAAUCUCACAAGAGACCACUGAAGAAUCGUUGGAAGCUAAAGCUUCUACAUCAACAACUGCGGAUACGACAAAGAAAGUACCGCCAGCAAACGAUCCUCGUAUGAUCAAUUUGAGGCAUUUUAAAGCUUUACUAUCCGAUGUUCAGACAGUCAUUAUGCCUGUUUUUCAUUCUCUCCUCAAAACUUCAGUAAGCCGUCGUGCGGGUGCUACACUUUCUAAAGCACAGACUAUGAAACUAGCAGAAUAUAUGACCGAAAUCUUAAAGACUAAUUUUACCUGGCCUCCUGUGGAACGUCAGGCAACUGCAGCCCGGUACGAUUAUCUGAAAGGCGCCUAUGAUAUGGCCUCUACGUUGCUCAGAGAUGAACGUUCUCAGACAUCUCUUCAAACUCCUUUGGCGGUUGUAUUUGAGCGACAGGGCGGUGUCGAUUUGUUACUUGAACAAUUUAAACAACAUUGGACAUCAGUGCUUUCUUUGCAAAGCGAAAUUGAAGCUUUAAGCGAUCCUAACCAAAAAACAGAGAAAAGAGAACUCAUUCUUCUCAAAAACGAUAUCAACGACGCAAUCGAAAGCCUUUUGAAAGUUCUGUUAGCGAUAAGUUCUCCCAAGUCAUUACGAGAAUCUACCUAUACCACUACAUUAACACAGAGAGAUAAGAACGCUGCAGAUUACUUUGACCCUUAUGAAUGGAUUAUCGGUCUUGAACUGAAAUUGAUGGCUCUUCAGGAUUACUUGAAGGACCCUCAGUUGAAAUCGUUUUCUAAGAACACAAGCCAACUCUUGAUCAAGCUUUUUAUACAAAUUAUGAAAGGAGAAGGUAGUUUAGUCGGUCCUCUUCUGUCCAAUACACCAGGUCAUCUGGGUAGUAAUCGAAGCGGAACAGUAGAUCCUUUCGGACUAGGCGGGCCUUUGAUGUCGUCAACUUUUAACUUGGUACGUCAACCAAUUGUCGUGGCAGAACGUAAUAUUCAAACCUUAGUUGAUAUGGGGUUCGAGAGAAGAUCGGCAGAGCAAGCUCUCAUGCGAUGCAAUAAUCAAGUCUCUCGUGCGGUGGAUUAUUUGUUUAGCCAUCCUACACCGGUGAUAAGCUCAACACCCAGCACAAGAAAUACGGGAGCCUCCACAUCAGUACAGACUGACAAUGACAAUAUUGUUGACGAUAGACAUAGUCAACAAAAUGCGGAUGAAAGCAAUCCAAACAACAACGAAGCAACUGAAGGCAAUGGUGAAGGCAAUGAUGAAAGCAAUGAAGAUCGCGUUAAUGAAGAUGAAGAUGAAGAUGACGACAAUCAUCAUGAUCAAGAUGAAGACAAUGAUUUUGCAGAUCAACCAUUAUCCAGCGAGAUGGAAGAUGUUAUUGGGAGCUUUGUGGAAUCUUUGAAUAAUUCUCGUAUGCGGCAGUUAACUGAUUCUCUUGGCUUUAAUAGCCAUGUGGAAAGCAGUGGUGGAUCAGAAACGAAUGAACGUGUCUCGGAAAAUGUCAAGAAACUGAAGACUAUCCGUCGAGAAUUAAGUGAUUCCUUGCCCUCACCAUUAUUAGAUUUGGCAGAUGCGCGUGAAGAUCUGUUAUUCGAUGUACGAGAUUUAUUAGUAGUUCUUUGCAAGCAUGAGGACGCUUCAAACAAUAAUUCAGAAAGCAAUUCCGAUAAGGAUAACAAAGCACAAGAUUUUAUUUCAGUGAAGAUAGUAACAAUGCUUAUGGAUAAAAUAUGUCAAGUAUGUCACGAUACAAGCAAGUCAGUUUUAGUGAGUCGUCGAUUCCGAUUGUUAGCUUUGUUAUUGCGCGAAUCUCCCAUCCAAAAUAUCAUGGAGCAGCUUAGACAUCGUUUCGCUUCCUUAUUUGGCAUGUUUGAUGCCUUUGCUAAUAGUUUUAAUAAUCCAGAUGAGCCUUUGCCUGCUUGGACAGCCACUCUCUUUUUAGUUUUGGAAGCAUUUAUUGCUCAAACUGAUGAACCAAGGAAAGCAAAACUGAACAACCAUUCUCAAUCUAGUAUGUUUGUCUCAUCUGAUGACGAAGAAGGAAGCUCUCAAUUUGAAGAUGCGAACGGCCACGACGACAAUGAAAGUGAAGCAGACGAUCCUAUGGAAGAUGUUGAAGCUACAACACCUGAUGCUACAGCAGCAAUUAGGGGUUCAGAAAGUGCUGCGACAAAUGUGGAAGAAGCAACAGCUGAGCAGGAUGGUAAUGUUACACCUGAACAUCGUACCAAGUUUCUGGAAAUUUGUGUGACCUUGUUGCGUAAAAGAAACUUGUCCCGUGAUGAUAUUUAUGCUAUUUUACGUAUGGUGGUACGCUUAACCAAAGAUUAUGAUUCAGCUCUUCGUUUCGUCGAAUUAGGCGGCGUUCCUCUUCUUUUCGCUAAACCUCGCUCUGGUUUAGAAGGGUUGCAAGGUCAACAAGCUUUCAUUAUCUUAAUUCUUCGUCAUAUCGUCGAAAGUAAAGCUGUUUUGCAAAGCAUUAUGAAGGAUAUCAUUACCAACUGGUUUACAAAUCCAAGGCCACGAUUUAUGGAUAUGAAUUCUUUUGUACGCAGUAAUGCUCAUGUGGCUCUUCGUGCUCCAUCUGUUUUCGUUAAUGUUACAACAGAUAUUUGUCGCUUAGUUCGCUAUGUAAAUUAUGAAGUUAAUCGUCAAAUCAAGUUGAGAAAACAGGAUAAAGAUGAGAAAGCUACAUCGAUUUCUGAAACUGAUAAUGGUGGAAACAGCGGCACUAAUAGUAUGGAAGCCACUCAAGCCAAACCAUCCUCCCCUUCUGAGAAGGUCGUCUAUUACCUUUUGAAUGAAGUUAUGACAGUUCGUUCCGAAGUGAUUGCCUUAAAUAAGAAAUCUACUCUAACAGACGAGGAAAAGAAACAAGAGAAUAACAAGUUCGUUUAUACUGGAUUUUUACUACAAUGCCUUGUAGAACUUAUAUCUUCCUAUCCCUCUUGUAAAUAUGAUGUUUUCAACUUCUGUAAGAAAGAAAAUGGCCAACGUACAACAACCCCUGAUGGGAAGCAUCGUCCCUUCGUAUCCAUGCUGAUCAACGACCUAUUACCUGUAAAUCAGACCCUACCUAUCACUGAUGAGAUGCGUAAACAACAUGGACUGGCUAGAUGGACAGCUUCUACUUUGGUUGCUAUGACCUUUGAAACAUCCAGUAAUGAGCUUACAGCGCAGCAAAAAAGCGAACUCCUUCAAGUGAGAAAGUAUGUCUUGGAAGCUAUCAUUCGAUCGUUGAAAGAAGCCAUUGCCUCGAAUGAAACUGCUUCCAUCAAAUACUCCAAAUAUGCUUGUUUAGCCGACCUGUGCCACCGUAUGUUGAAUGCUCGACCUAGCAGUGGUCCUACUUUGCCACGUUCCAUGGGUGGUACCGGUACUCAGACUAAUUCGAAAGAGUCCAAUUUUGAAGACGGUAUCAUGAGUAAUGCUAAAAUUAUGUUGGAUAAGAACUUUGUUGCUGUUUUGACGUCUGCUAUUAGUGAUGUGGAUAUUAACUAUCCUCAUGCCAAGUUGAUCAUUAAUAACAUGUUGAGACCCUUAGAACAAUUAACAAAGCUGGCUAUCAAACCUGAAGGUGCGAUUGAAUCGGAUGAAGAAGGUCAAGAUAAAAUGGAUACAAGCGAAGAAACUGUGCAAAUGCCGAGUACGUCUGCCGCUGAUGAUGACGAAGGAGCGCCUGACCUCUACAGAAAUUCAGCUUUAGGUAUGUAUGGCGCAGGCAGCGUGUUAGAUGAGGAUGAAUAUGACAGCGGGGAUUAUACAGAUAUGUUUGGUUCGUCCGUUGAAGAAGAAGAAGAUUAUGAUGAAGAAUCUUCAAGUGAUUUAUCGGAUAUGAGUGAAGGUGACGAGGAGAAUGGAGAAGAAGAAAUGGAGGCUAUCCUUCAUGAGCAUAGCUAUGAUGAAGAUGAUAUGGAUGAGGAUGAAAAUGAUCCUAGCGAUAUUGAUGCCGAAGCCCAAUUUAUUGAUGAGGAAAACGAAGAAGAUGAAGACGAGGAUGAUGAAGUCGAUCGAGAAAUGACUUGGCACCUGGAAGAUAUUGAUGAAGACCCUGCAAUUAUUCAUGCUGAAGCAGUCAUUGAUACUACUGACGAUAAUCAGGACGUUAGACGAACUUUAUCUGAAAUAUUUGAUGAGGAAGAAGAUAUGGACGCUCUCUCUGAAUUUGAUGAAGCUUCUGAUAAUAUGGAAAAUGAAUCUGAUAACGAGGAAGCAGAUGGAGUGAUACUGGAUCCCGAGGACCUUGAAGCAACUUUCCCCCCUCUCGAAAGUGAGGAACUAUUAAUGCUAGAAGAUCCUAUGGAACGCUCACGCACAAUCAUUCCUGCUGGUUUUAGACGUCGUUUCCCUCAUAGUAGACAUUCUCUGUUAGAAAGUGCAGUAGGUAGACCUUUCGGUGCCAUAAGAAAUGCUGGCCAAGAAGAUAUUAUCACGCAUCCACUGCUAUCUAAUAAUGCAAGCAACCAGGUUUCUGGUAGAAAUGCCAAUAAUCAGGUCUUCCAUGAAACAUUAUUUGACAGAUUCAGAAGCACUUUUGGUAGUUGGGAAGAACUUGAUGAAUUCCUUGGCGGUAGCGCGAUUAGAUUGCUGGAUGAUUUCUUAGCUCGUGCUCCUUCAUCCGUUCGAAGAGCACAAAUACGUGGCAUUGAAAUAGGAACAGAAGGUGGGCCUAUGCGUGCCCUCCUCGAACCUCCACAACCGCUGGUGUCGCACACUCACUCUGAUACUGCUGGUUCCGAUACAGCCAACAACCAACAGUUACAAGAAAGUCUUGCAGUCUUGCAAAACUUCCAACCCAUGUCUUCCUGUGAACGUUGGGGACAAGAGGCGCGUAUGAUGUAUGGUUCAAAUUUUAAUGAUAAGGCUUUGAAGUUAGUAAAUGAGCUUCUCAAUAUUUUGGCACCUAUUGCUCUUGAAGACGAGCAAAAAGCGCGUGCGGAGGAAGAAAAGAAACGACAAGAACAAAGACGCAAAGAUGAAGAAGAACGUCAAAAGGCCGAGCAAGAAAAGCGGCUAGCUGAAAAGGAACGUAAGUCUGCUGAAGCUGAAGCCGCAGCUAAUGCUGUUGCUGAAUCCUCUUCGACGGCUGAAAAUGCUAACAAUACAGCAGAAAAUAAUACAACCACAGAGGGUACAACUGACGAAGCUGAUACCGAACGAACCACAGUUACAGUGCACGGUGAGACAAUCGAUAUUUCUGGAACUGGUAUUGAUGUUGAAUUUUUGGAAGCUUUACCUGACGAUCUACGUGAAGAAGUUAUAAACCAACAUAUGCAGAAUCGACCUACACAAGCACAACCAACUGACGAUGAUUCAAUCAGUCCUGAAUUCCUUGAGGCAUUACCGCCUGAUAUCCGCGAAGAAGUUCUUCACCAAGAAGCGCUAGAACGGGAGCGUCGUGAACGUUUGCAACGUUUAGUCACUAAUCUUCCUAGCGCAACGGGAGAUGAAACAGAUGAUUCUACCAACGGUAGAAGAACAUCCGUUAAUGCUAAGGACAAAACAUAUAAUCAGAAGAAGAAAUCGAAGUUCCGCCGUGGAGAUGCGGCUGCACAACUCAUCGAUAAGUCUCAGCUUGGCGCAUUAGUCAGGUUGUUGUUUAUUCCUCAAAGCAUAUCUAAAACAUCCUUGAAUAGAUUGUUGCUCAACUUAUGUGAAAACGGCAAAACCAGAAGUGAUUUACUAUCAUAUCUUGUAUGUGUUCUUUAUGAUGGAAACAAUGACUUGGCAUCUGUCGACAGCAGUUUCUCCCUACUUUCGAAUGGAAAAUCGGUCAAAGCCCACCAACCCAAAUCCAGCAAGCACACUACUCCUCCUGUUUCAAUGAAUAAUGCCCCUAACUUUAUUGCACAACGUUGCCUUGAAGCCUUGACCUAUAUUGUCAUCUCAAACGAGCAGUCUUUAACUUACUUUUUGACAGAAAGCGAAGCAUUGAUCAGCCUUCGUCGCAGUUCAACGAGUAAAAAAGGCAAGAGCAAGGAAAAAAUUCCUCACACGUGGAACAAAUAUCCUAUUUUGGUGUUGAUGAGUUUGCUUGAUCGCCCUGUGUUCAUUAAUAACUCUGGCUUAAUGGAACAACUCAUGGAUUUAUUAUCUAAAAUGUGCCGUCCGUUCCCGUUAUUAGUCAAGAAAUACCAGGAGAAGUUGGAAAACAAGCAGAAAGAUCUCGAAGCUGUAGAACAAAAAAUGCCUAAACCUCCAACUAUUCCUGAAUACUAUCUCAAAUUAGUUGUUCAUGUGCUAACAAAUGGUGAAUGUUCCAGCAAAACUUUCCAAAGCACUCUGAACGCCAUAUCCCAUUUGUCAGCCCUUGAUGGUGCACUAAAGACUAUUGUAACUGAACUUAUGGAGGAUGCUAAACAAUCCGGAGCCGAAAUUUUGAAGGACCUCCAAAACCUGUUAGAAGUGUUGGAUACCACCAUGGCCGGUACAGAAGUGAACCCUACACUUUUAGCACCAUUUUCUGCAGCUACUUCUUAUCAAGCUAAACUGUUACGUGUGCUGAAAACACUGGACUAUAUGUUUUCUCGGAAGCCUACUGCUUUGAAGGAGACAGCCCAGGGUAAAGCUGAAGCAGAAUCACAACAAGCAGAUAAUGAAAAACGUCUUUUAGAAAUUUAUGAGCAACUUAACUUUGUGCCUUUAUGGAAAACUCUGGGCAAAUGCCUCGCUAUCAUUCGUGAGAAAGAAGAAAUGAUUAAUGUUGCUACUGUUCUUUUGCCAUUGAUUGAAUCGUUUAUGGUUAUCUCUAAGUGCGCAGCUGAAAGAGGCCAAAAUGUAGAAAAGGCAGGUAAUCAAGCUGCUGAUUUGAAACCCUCUGCAUCCGAAGCUCCAGGAGAGACCUUCUUUUUCGAAUUUACUGAACGCCAUAAAAAGGUUUUGAAUAUUAUGGUUCGAAAUAAUCCAAGCCUAAUGAGCGGCUCCUUCGCCCUAUUGGUACGCAAUCCAAAAAUGCUUGAAUUUGAUAACAAGCGCAAUUACUUUGUCCAGCAACUGCAUAAACGUACAGCUCCCAGAGAAAACUUUGGUAUGUUGCAGCUGAAUGUUCGUCGACAAUACGUCUUUGAAGAUUCGUACCAUCAACUUCAAGGUCGCAGUGGUGAUGAAAUCAAAUAUGGAAAGCUGGCCGUUCGAUUCUAUGAUGAAGAAGGUGUCGAUGCUGGCGGUGUCACUCGUGAAUGGUUCUCCGUUUUAGCGAGACAAAUGUUCGAUCCUAACUAUGCUCUUUUCAUUACAUCGGCAGCCGACAAAUUGACUUAUCAACCCAACCGUGAUUCGGCUGUCAAUCCAGACCAUUUAAGCUUUUUCAAAUUUGUUGGUCGGGUUAUUGGUAAAGCCAUUUAUGAUGGUCGCCUUUUGGACGCUUAUUUUACUCGAUCCUUUUAUAAACACAUUUUGGGACGAACAGUAGAUUAUAAGGAUGUGGAAGCUCUCGAUCCUGAAUAUUACAAGAGCUUAGUAUGGAUGCUGGAAAACGACAUUACAGAUAUCAUUGAGCAAACGUUCAGUAUAGAAACAGAUUUCUUCGGCAACAAAGAAAUUGUUGAUUUGAAGCCUGAUGGUAGAAAUAUACCAGUUACAGAAGCCAACAAGCAUGAAUAUGUAACACUCGUCAGUGAACAGAAACUGACAACAGCUAUCAAAGAUCAAAUUAAUGCUUUUGUACAAGGUUUCCAUGACAUUAUCCCUGCCCAUCUCAUUCAAAUUUUUAAUGAGCAAGAAUUGGAGCUUCUCAUUUCCGGCCUACCUGAUAUUGAUAUAGAUGAAUGGAAGAAUAACACGGAAUACCAGGGUUACACUGCUUCUUCCCCCCAGAUCCAAUGGUUCUGGCGUGCUGUAAGAAGCUUUGAUCAGGAAGAACGUGCAAAAUUAUUACAGUUUGCUACAGGUACCUCAAAGGUCCCAUUAGAAGGUUUUAGCCAACUGCAAGGUUCGGGUGGUGUUCAAAAGUUUCAAAUUCAUAAAGAUUUUGGCGGAGAGAAUCGUCUUCCAUCUGCUCAUACUUGCUUCAAUCAAAUAGACUUGCCUCAGUAUGACUCUUAUGAAAGUUUGCGUGCAAACCUUUUCAAAGCUAUCAACGAAUGUUCAACUGGCUUUGCUCUUGUAUAG
Molecule: messenger RNA, 11073 nt
Organism: Mycotypha africana
Lineage: Eukaryota; Fungi; Mucoromycota; Mucoromycetes; Mucorales; Mycotyphaceae
Exons: 10
Coding region: 1-11073 (3690 amino acids)
Biological process (GO): protein polyubiquitination; proteasome-mediated ubiquitin-dependent protein catabolic process; positive regulation of protein catabolic process
Molecular function (GO): protein binding; ubiquitin-protein transferase activity
Source: RefSeq, a predicted model, not a curated record